CAGAUGGCGAAGAAGGUUGUCAAAAGAAAAGCUGAAGCAGUGUCCGCUGACGCAGAAGCCGUUGCAGAAGCUCCGAAGAAAAUCAAGAAGCAGAAACCAAGUCUUCCAGUCUCUGAACCUGAUAAUUAUCAGGCUGGUGGAUUAUCAAGUCUCUUCGGAAAGUCGUCAGAAGGAGCAGCAGUACAAGAGGAAGUUGUGAAGGGAGAUAAAGUAAUUGAAAAACCUAAAAGAAGAAAGUAUGAUCCAAAAAAAAAGGCUGAAGAAGAGAAGGCAGCUGAUGCUGCUGCUGCUGCUGAAGAAGUUGCACCUGAAACAGAAGGAGAAGAGAAAAAAGAUGAAAAUAAGGAAGGAAAGCGAGACAGAACGAAGCAAAGAGAGAAUAGAACUCUUCAAAAGUCAAAUGCACGUGCUUCAGCUGCUGAAAAUGCUCUGACUGUUUUUGUUGGAAAUAUGCCAUUGACAAUGAACGAGAAAUCAGUCCGUCGAAUUUUCUCCGACUUUGGAACUAUUUCCUCUGUCCGUAUGAGAAAUCUGCUUCCUGCGAAUGAGAAAUUGACGAAACGAGUCACUCAUUUGACAGGAAAAUUGAAUGACAAACAGAGUUCUCUCACGUUCUAUGUGAAAUUCGGAGCAGAAGAAUCAGUGGAGAAAGCUCUGAAGUACAAUGGAACCAAGCUGGACGAUCAUGUGAUUCGUGUUGACAAAGUUGGAAGUAAGAAGAAAGAAUUUGGAAAGGAUAUGGCCAUUUUUGUUGGAAACUUGCCGUUCGAGAUUACCGAAGAUGCUCUCAUUACUUUUUUCUCUGCACAAAUCGGACCUGUCGAGGCUGUCAGAAUUGUCAGAGAUAAAGAUACUGGAAAGGGAAAAGGAUUCGCGUUUGUCAAUUUCAAACAAGAUUCUUCUGUGAGUCUUGCAUUGAGCAUGGAGACUAUCAAAAUGGAAAAACGCGACUUGCGCAUUACAAAAGUUAUGAAGAAGGGACAUUUGACGAAGAUCCAAACUGCUAAAAAGCGAACAUCUCACGGAAAGAAGAACCAGAAUGAAAUUACUGGAAAAUUGCACAAGUUCAAGUUCUCCACCAAAAAAGAAAGAACAACUGAGCAAAAUGAUCGUCGUGCCUUGAAGAAGUCAGCGAAGAAAGCCAUUGCAAAGAAGAAGGCUGCAAAGAAGGGACGUCUGAUGGCAUAGGUUUUUGAAUAUUUUGUUUUCAUCUAUAACUUUGUUGAUUUGUUUUGUUUUGUUAUUUUUAUCACUAUAAAAACAGUUUUUU
Messenger RNA from Caenorhabditis elegans, 1270 nucleotides. It is a transcript of the gene rbm-34, whose product is annotated as RRM domain-containing protein. The transcript is spliced from 3 exons. Gene Ontology annotation, cellular component: nucleolus. The coding region runs from base 4 to 1188 and encodes 394 amino acids. The record is from RefSeq and is marked reviewed. Lineage: Eukaryota; Metazoa; Nematoda; Chromadorea; Rhabditida; Rhabditidae. Gene Ontology annotation, molecular function: RNA binding; nucleic acid binding.